GAAAGACUCUGAUCCGCUCGGAGGUGUUGCGAGAUUAUGCAUUUCUUUGAAGACAAGUUUUCAAAAGAAAUUUUCCUUUUUGAUAAUUGUUAAAUUUAUCUUUCUUUCGUUAUUUAUUUUCUCUCGUCUUCUCGAUUUUUCCUCAUAUUCGAUCUUCUGAAACCCCUAAACUCUCGUCCUCCCUUCCCGGCGAUCUCUGUUUCUCUCACUCAAAUUCGGCUAUUGAAAUGGCAACUCCGAUGGUUGAAGAUACGACAAGCUUCGAAGAGGAUCAGCUCGCGUCUAUGUCCACCGAAGAUAUCACGAGAGCUGCUCGUCUCCUCGACAACGAGAUUCGGAUUCUCAAGGAAGACGCACAAAGAACAAACCUAGAAUGCGAUUCGUACAAGGAGAAGAUAAAGGAGAACCAGGAGAAGAUUAAACUCAACAAGCAGCUUCCUUACUUGGUUGGCAACAUUGUUGAGAUCUUGGAGAUGAAUCCUGAAGAUGAUGCUGAGGAAGACGGUGCAAAUAUCGAUCUUGACUCACAACGGAAAGGGAAAUGUGUUGUGCUGAAAACUUCUACACGACAGACUAUUUUUCUACCGGUUGUUGGCCUAGUGGAUCCAGACAGUCUGAAACCGGGCGACCUGGUCGGAGUAAACAAAGACAGUUAUCUCAUUCUGGAUACAUUGCCAUCAGAGUAUGACUCGAGGGUGAAAGCUAUGGAGGUGGACGAAAAACCAACAGAAGAUUAUAAUGACAUUGGAGGACUAGAGAAGCAGAUCCAGGAGCUUGUAGAGGCAAUUGUGCUCCCUAUGACGCACAAGGAGCGUUUUGAGAAGCUGGGUGUUCGUCCACCAAAGGGAGUGCUCUUGUAUGGUCCUCCAGGGACUGGUAAAACUUUGAUGGCUCGUGCCUGUGCAGCACAGACCAACGCCACAUUCCUCAAACUCGCAGGUCCUCAACUCGUCCAGAUGUUCAUUGGAGACGGAGCAAAACUUGUCCGUGAUGCCUUUCAACUAGCGAAAGAGAAAGCACCAUGCAUCAUCUUCAUUGAUGAAAUUGAUGCAAUUGGUACAAAAAGAUUUGACAGUGAAGUAAGCGGAGACAGGGAAGUGCAGAGAACUAUGUUGGAGUUGCUCAAUCAGCUUGAUGGAUUCAGUAGCGAUGAGCGUAUUAAGGUGAUUGCAGCCACUAACCGUGCAGACAUUCUGGACCCAGCACUCAUGCGUUCUGGUCGACUAGACAGGAAGAUCGAGUUCCCACACCCAACAGAAGAAGCAAGAGCCAGAAUCUUGCAGAUUCACUCGAGGAAGAUGAAUGUCCACCCUGACGUCAACUUUGAGGAGCUCGCAAGAUCAACAGACGAUUUCAAUGGAGCUCAGCUGAAAGCAGUGUGUGUAGAGGCAGGCAUGUUAGCUCUUCGCCGCGAUGCAACAGAGGUAAACCACGAAGACUUCAACGAAGGUAUCAUCCAAGUCCAGGCCAAGAAGAAAGCAAGCUUGAACUACUACGCCUAAUCUCUUUUCUGUUUCUCAGUCUGUGGACUAGUUUUACUUUUACCUCCAUUUCCGAUUUGUAUCUUUUCAUAUUUUCGAAUCAGAUAUAUCAAAUAUUCGAAAUACAUUUAAUUGUGCUCAUCUUCGUCUUCUUCGGAACAAAACAAAAAAUGAAAUUUAGUAUCUACUACUCACAUAUCACUCUGCUUCACGUUUGGAUCUUUUCUAUCCUGUAAUUAUG
This is a messenger RNA of Thlaspi arvense, 1722 nucleotides long. The record is from the annotation of a GenBank genome assembly. NCBI's taxonomy places the organism in Eukaryota, Viridiplantae, Streptophyta, Magnoliopsida, Brassicales, Brassicaceae.